Molecule: messenger RNA, 865 nt
Organism: Paramecium tetraurelia
Lineage: Eukaryota; Ciliophora; Oligohymenophorea; Peniculida; Parameciidae
Exons: 3
Biological process (GO): protein localization to microtubule plus-end; regulation of microtubule polymerization or depolymerization; spindle assembly
Cellular component (GO): spindle midzone; microtubule organizing center; microtubule plus-end
Molecular function (GO): microtubule plus-end binding
Source: RefSeq, a predicted model, not a curated record
AUGAAUUAAGAAAUAUCGAGAGCUGAAUUAUUGCAAUGGGUUAACGAUUUACUAAAAACCACUAUUAACAAAAUUGAAUAAUUAGGAACUGGGGCCAUAUAUUGUUAACUUAUUGAUGCAGUUCAUCCAGGAAAAAUCCAAUUAAGUAAAGUAAAUUGGAGAGCAAAGUAAGAAUAUGAGUUUGUUAACAAUUUUAAGAUCCUCUAAUAAUCAUUCACGAAAUUGGGAUUAUAAAAACCCAUUGAAAUUGAAAAAUUGACAAAAUGCAAGUAUCAAGACAAUCUUGAAUUCCUCUAAUGGAUGAAAAAAUAUAUCGACACUCAUUAUAUUCCAAAAGAUUAUGAUCCAAUGACAAAAAGAGGAAAUCAAGAUUUUGAAGAUCCUGACAAACAAAUUAGAAAUUAAUCAAAACCUAAAGUUCUAACAAAAAACAAUACUAAAGAUCAAUAAAUAAUUCAAAACUUAUCUAAGAAUUCCUCCUUUGCAACAAUUUAACUUUUAAAUAAUGACUUUUCUAAUAAAGAAAACAGAUAGGCUUCUAUGACAGAUUUAUUAUUGUAAAUUGAAACGUUGAAAUGCGAAAGGGAUUUUUAUUACGUAAAAUUGAAAGAUUUGGAUGGAUUAAUGGAUUAGCAUCUGCAAUAAGCUUUGACAGCAGAUUAACUUUGUAAAGGGAUUAAAGAAAUUCUAUAUAAUACUCACGAUAAAUCUAUAGUGGUGCAACAAAAUGGAGAUCUAGAAGUGGCUUACUCUGAGAAUAAUGAGGAUUCAAAAUCUGAAAUCUGUAAAACAGAACAAAAUUAAUCAGAUGAUACAUCCAUUAAUUGAUUAUUAUUACAUAUUUUAAUACUAUUUUUAUUCUGCA